CCUGCCGGUUUCUAUGCACGUUCUUUGCGUAUGCUCUGCAGUUAAACACGUUUCUUUCUGUGCCCACGAAAGUUUCGGCAAUGUCGCAAAAAACUGAGGAAAGGACACAAGGCGGGCUGCGCGGCGGUGUGGUGCGGCGUCUCGGGAAGGAAGAGCAGGGCGAAAUUUUUUCGUCCAAUUUUUUCGUCACCCAGCGGACCAGAGGCAGCAAGCUUCAAGAGCGGUAUGGUAUGCAGCAAACGCCCCUUUACGCAGGACAUCGACGGCGACCUCUACAACAUUAACUUCAACCCGGACAUCAUUCGCGAAGCCCUCGCUUUCAAGCCCCGCCCAGGUGACGUCAUUGAGGUGAGCUACCCGUCUUCGGGAACCCGCUGGAUGCAGCACAUGAUACAACUCAUCGUUUACAAAGGCAACAGCGCCAACUCGCACAAUGAUUUCUUGAAAAGGUAUGUGGUGCUCGAGCUUCUCGGCAAGCGAAUGGACUUAGUGAAGUCAACGCCGCGGCUCAUACUGACGCACAUGCGGCCAGGAAAGCUUGCAAUCAUGGCGGAGGCCAAGUACGUUUACGUCGCUCGGAACCCGUGGGACGUUUGCUGGUCUUCGUAUUGUCUCGCCAUGAAGCUGCGUGAACUGAGUGAGCGAAUGUCCUUUGAUGACUAUGUGUCCAUGUUUCUCGAUGGGCGUGUCGGUGUUGGCCCGUACUUUGAGCACGUGCAUGCUGGCUACGUGAGAAGAACGGACCCGAACUUUUUCUUUGUGACAUACGAAGAGAUGGUGACGGACUGCGGUGGCGUUGUCCUGCGGCUGGCAGACUUUUUGGAUGGCGACUACGGUGAAUGGCUUCGUAGAAAUCCGGAACUCCUCGGCGAUGUCGUCAGAAAAUGCAGCGUCCCCUAUGUGAGUGCCCUUAUAAGUAUUCCCAAGGAGCAGUUCAUUAAGAUGGUAUUCACGAACCCGAAUGUCUCGCAGGAGACUGCUUUGAGAAGGGCGGAAGACAUGGAAGAGACAGUGUCUGCUGUUAGGAAGGCGAAGAUCGGGAACUGGAGAGACGCAUUCAGUAAGGCCGCGCUGAGAAUGACGUUAGAGAAGAUAAACUCAACUCCCAAGGCGGCAUUCGUGCAAGAGCUGUGGAAAGACAUAUUUGCCGAAGUUGUCGAAGCAGCUACGUAGGCCACCAUUGCAAGUAAAGCUUUGACGCUUGUAACGAAGGGCAUAAGUCAAGAAAUUCGAUUUUGCUUGGUUUUUCCACUAAACGGCGGCUGCCUAAUUGCCUCAUUCUCGUGCAACCUUUAUACCCACUCCAUGCGGAAACACCGUACUCAAGAAGACACUUAGCGGAAGAAUUUAAUCACUUUAUGAUAAAUUCAUCUGACAGAUUUCAAAGCGCAUACGGAAUGGAAUAAACACUGUAAACAACAGUGUUUACAACACGGUAAAUAAACACAGGAAACAAGCGAGAACAUCCACUUGUAAUAAAGAAAUUUUUUAGAGGUGAAUGCUCUUUUAAUAUUUUUGUGCACACGGUAUUUCUUCACGUGCCACGUGUAAAUCGCGCAACUCUCUCGAGUAUUCAACCGAAAGGCGGCGACCGCCAGUUCACGCUGCAACAUCGACAAAAACGAUAUUAGUGACAAAAGUGACACUAAACCCACCUAAUCAGGUCCCAGCACUUCGACGAAACAUAAGAGUUCAGAAAAAAAAAAAAGAAUAGCAAGAACGACCGAUCACCUGUCCGGUUGACAAACACAGCGACAAUGCCGGCCCGUUUCCACUAGAAAGCUGGCAUUGAGCGCGAGGAAGAGCCCUGGAAGACGCGGUGCUGCAAUCGAUCUUGCGUAGAAGGUUGGAUCAUGUGACGUCGUUUCGCUGCGCUGAGAACACACGCGGCAAUUUCAUGGCACAAGUUAAUAUGUUUACUUUAUUUUGUAGUGUUCAUAAUCGUGUUCCAUUUUCUCUGAACAGUACUGGCUGUGCUAUUAGAAUAGAAUAAAUGUGGAUCGGCUUUU
Dermacentor andersoni is the source of this 2009-nucleotide messenger RNA. RefSeq names its product sulfotransferase ssu-1-like. The record is from RefSeq and is a predicted model, not a curated record. Gene Ontology annotation, molecular function: sulfotransferase activity. NCBI's taxonomy places the organism in Eukaryota, Metazoa, Arthropoda, Arachnida, Ixodida, Ixodidae.